Messenger RNA from Misgurnus anguillicaudatus (oriental weatherfish), 2762 nucleotides. RefSeq names its product calpain-1 catalytic subunit. Gene Ontology annotation, cellular component: cytoplasm. Gene Ontology annotation, biological process: proteolysis. Gene Ontology annotation, molecular function: calcium ion binding; calcium-dependent cysteine-type endopeptidase activity. The record is from RefSeq and is a predicted model, not a curated record. Lineage: Eukaryota; Metazoa; Chordata; Actinopteri; Cypriniformes; Cobitidae.
UACUGCUUUACCAUAAAUAAUGAUUUCCCAGCAACAUAGGACCAUUACCGCACAGUCACUACAGCUGGCCGUAUAUGCUGAGACAAAUCUUAAUAUGAUAGUUUUCUGAACUAGACCUGACCGCAGGGACAGUUAUCAGGAGUGUGUCGUUUUAACUAAGGAUCGAAGCAGGAUGGCACAGGAGCCCAUUUGUGGCACAGGAGUCGCUGCUCGCUUGAGGAGUGAAUGGGACAGAAAUGAGGGGCUGGGUCAGAAUGACAGAGCCCUGAAGUUCUUGGGCCAAGAUUUUGAAACCUUGCGUGCCCAGUGUCUUCAGAGUGGACGCCUGUAUGAGGAUGAAACCUUCCCAGCUCAACAGUCCUCUCUAGGAUUUAAAGAGCUCGGCCCAAGUUCUUCCAAAACCAGAGGUGUCCGCUGGAUGAGGCCCACGGAGUUCUGCACUGACCCGCACUUUAUCGUAGAUGGGGCCACACGCACAGACAUCUGCCAAGGAGCUUUAGGUGAUUGUUGGCUGCUGGCAGCCAUUGCGUGCCUUACCCUUAAUGAACCUUUGCUGCAUCGGGUGGUUCCUCAUGGCCAGAGUUUUCAUCAGCAAUAUGCCGGAAUAUUUCACUUUCAGUUUUGGCAGUUCGGGGACUGGAUAGAUGUGGUGAUAGACGACCGGUUGCCAGUCAGAGAUGGAAAGCUCCUAUUCGUCCACUCUGCCGAAGGGGCUGAGUUUUGGAGCGCCCUUAUAGAAAAGGCGUAUGCAAAAUUGAAUGGCUGCUAUGAGGCUCUGUCUGGAGGCUCCACUUCUGAGGGCUUCGAGGACUUUACUGGUGGAGUGACGGAGAUGUACGAGCUAAAAAAAGCUCCACCUAACCUCUUCAGCAUCAUAAGAAGAGCCGUGGAGAGAGGCUCCCUGUUGGGCUGCUCUAUAGAUAUUACAAGUGCCUUUGACAUGGAGGCAGUCACCUUCAAAAAGCUAGUGAAAGGCCACGCCUACUCCGUCACUGGAGUUGAGGAGGUGCAGCACAGGGGAAACCUCACAAAGCUGUUGCGCAUCAGAAACCCUUGGGGAGAGGUGGAGUGGACUGGAGCCUGGAGUGAUGACUCAAGGGAGUGGCGAGAAAUCGAACCAUCAGUAAGGUCCCGUCUGCACCAAAGCAGAGAGGAUGGAGAAUUCUGGAUGUCAUUCAAUGACUUCAUGCGUGAGUUCAGCAGGCUGGAGAUCUGUAACCUGACAGCAGAUGCACUAGCGAGCAGCGAGGUGAAGAAGUGGAACACAGCUUUGUAUCCUGGUGAAUGGAGAAGAGGCAGCACUGCUGGUGGCUGCAGAAACUAUCCAGCAACAUUUUGGAUCAAUCCACAGUUUAAAGUUGUCUUGAAGGACCCAGAUUGCGAAAGUCAUGAUGGCUGCACUUUCCUGGUGGCACUGAUGCAGAAAAAUCGAAGGAAGUUACGGCGCGAGGGCAAAGACAUGGAGACAAUUGGAUUUGCCAUAUAUGAGGUUCCCAAAGAGUAUUUGGGACGGGUGGGCGUGCAUCUAAAGCGUGAUUUCUUCCUUGCCAACACGUCCAGCGCACGAUCUGAGCUCUUUAUUAACCUGCGAGAGGUAAGCACGCGUUUCUGCCUGCCUGCUGGUGAAUACAUCAUCGUCCCGUCUACCUUUGAGCCACAGAAAGAGGGAGACUUUGUGCUGAGGGUCUUUUCCGAAAAGGCUGCUGAUUCCCAGGAACUUGAUGAUGAAAUCUCAGCAGAUGUACCAGAGGAGCCUGAAGUUCAAGAGUGUGACAUUGAUGAAGGCUUUAAGGCGCUUUUUGCUAAACUGGCAGGGCCGGAAAUGGAGAUUAACGUGUCCAAGCUACAGAUGAUUUUAAACCGGGUUGUUGGCAAACAUAAAGAUAUAAAGACAGAUGGAUUUGACAAAGAAUCCUGCAGAGCCAUGAUCAAUCUUAUGGACACAACUGGCACUGGAAAGUUGGGUCUAACAGACUUCCAUGUUGUCUGGGAGAAGAUCAAGAGAUAUCUUGCCGUGUUUAGGAAAUCUGAUUUGGACAAAUCCGGCACAAUGAGUUCUUACGAAAUGCGUUUGGCACUAGAAUCAGCAGGCUUCAAGUUGACCAACAACCUGUUCCAGCUGAUAAUCUUGCGCUAUGCAAAGCCAGAUCUAAACGUGGACUUUGACGGCUUUGUGUCCUGUCUUAUUCGACUUGAGACGAUGUUCAAAACUUUUAAAACAAUGGACACAGAUAGAGAUGGACUAGUAACUUUCAGCUUCACCCAGUGGAUCACCCUCACUAUGUUUGCUUAGAUGGAUGUCCCUCCUCUUCACUGCUUCUGUUUUUUAUCUUCUUUAUUAUGUGACUCUUUUAACUUCAGUUGUGUUAAUGCAGUGGAUACGCGAGCACAGGCAACAUAGCUCCUAUACUAUUAGCUAUAUGGCAUGAUACAGUAUUUGAAAUGAAUGAGCAUGUUUUCACUUUAGUAAACUUGUCUUUAUAUUUAUUAUUUUUAAUGUAUGCAUUUUCAUUGAACAUGGCCCUAUGCAACAGCCAAUACUAACACAGAAAACAUCUUAAUUUCAUAAUUUUUGGAUAAAACUAACUGCCACAAGGUUUACAUACAUGCAAAUAGUAGUAAGAUAAAACCAAAUAUAUCUGAGCCAAAGAACGUUCUACUAUAAAUACAUAGAUUUUGUUAGUAUAACCAGGGUCCAAAAUUAGCAUUGAUUAAAGGGACACUCCACUUUUUUUGAAAAUAUGCUCAUUUUCCAGCUCCUC